CUUGUCUGCUGGAGCGAAAGAGAAGAAGAAGAAGAAGACCCUUCUUGUUCGAGUUCCUUGUUUCUUGCUCUUCUUUGAGGACGCGGAAGGAAGGGGAGAGAAGAGGGAAGCGUGGAGAAAGGGUUUUGAGCGGUUUCGGGGUGAUCUCUGCUUGCUGAUCUGGGUUUGGAUUGGAGGUUUGCGUGGUUUGAUUUGGUGGAGAUUGAGGUUUUGUUGAGUUGAAGGGGUUUGUAGGGUUUGGGGAUUGGGUUUUGGUGGAUUUCAGUGGGGUUUUUGUUUUUUUAAAUUUUUUUGGGGUUUUGGUUGUUUUUUUGUUUGAUUUUGGGGUGGUGAUGGUUUGAUCUUGUUUGGGGGGUUGGUUGUGUUGGGAGAGUAUUGAUUUGGUUGUUGGAAGUCAGAGGGUUUCUCGUUUUGAUUGAGUUUGGGUUGUGAGUUGGGGAUUUGAAAGGGGUUUUCAGGGCUGGAAGAGAUCUCAGUGUUGAAUUUUGUAGGAAUUCAGGGUUCUUCGUUUGUGAUCUUUGUUUAUUUCGGGUUUUAGGGUGGUGAGGGCUUGGAUCUCUUGAGUUUAGGUCUAUUUGCUUGGAGAUCAGCCGUGGAUGAGAGAUCUGGGUCUUAAAACGUGAGAUGACGUCAACGGAGGCUCCGGCGAGGGUGAACGGCGGCAAUGGGAGGGAGAGUCAUCCCUCUGGUGGUAGCGCGCCUGAAGGAGGUGGAUACGAUGCCGGACGGGGUUUCGGUGCCGGGAUGGGCGGGAGAGAAUCGGAUGAUGCUCUUUAUAGGGAGCUGUGGCAUGCGUGCGCGGGGCCGCUGGUGACGGUGCCUCGCGUGGGUGAGAGGGUUUUCUAUUUCCCUCAGGGCCAUAUAGAGCAAGUGGAGGCCUCAACUAAUCAAGUGCCGGAGCAGCAAAUGAAGAUCUAUGAUCUGCCAUCUAAGAUUCUUUGCAGAGUGCUCAAUGUUGAGUUGAAGGCAGAGCUGGACACAGAUGAGGUCUUUGCUCAGGUGACGUUGGCUCCAGAAUCAAAGCAAGAUGAGAACUCAGUGGAGAAGGAGAGUUUGCCACCCCCGCCUCCUCGGCCACAUGUCCAUUCAUUCUGUAAGACACUCACAUCCUCUGAUACAAGUACUCAUGGUGGGUUCUCUGUUUUGAGAAGGCAUGCGGAUGAAUGUCUCCCUCCACUGGACAUGAGCCAGCAGCCCCCAUCGCAAGAGUUGGUGGCCAAAGAUCUGCACGGAAUUGAAUGGCGCUUCCGGCACAUCUUUCGUGGUCAACCAAGGAGGCAUUUGCUUCAAAGUGGUUGGAGUGUAUUUGUUAGUUCCAAAAGACUUGUUGCUGGAGAUGCCUUCAUAUUUCUCAGAGGUGAGAAUGGUGAACUACGGGUUGGGGUGAGGCGAGCGAUGAGACAUCAGUCUAAUGUUCCAUCUUCAGUCAUUUCCAGUCAUAGCAUGCAUCUAGGUGUCCUUGCAACAGCAUGGCAUGCUGUCACCACAGGAACCAUGUUUACUGUCUACUACAAGCCAAGGACCAGCCCUUCUGAAUUUAUUGUUCCAUAUGACCAAUACAUGGAGUCCCUCAAAGUCAAUUAUACCAUAGGGACAAGGUUUAAAAUGAAAUUUGAAGGUGAAGAAGCCCCAGAGCGAAGGUUUACUGGCACUAUAAUCAGCAUAGAAGAUGUUGAUUCCAACAAAUGGCCUUCUUCAAAAUGGAGGUGCCUCAAGGUGCAAUGGGAUGAAACUUCUUCUGUUCCUCGUCCAGAUCGGGUUUCUCCUUGGAAAAUAGAACCUGCUUUAAGUCCCAUGAACCCCCUUCCUGUGGCUAGACCCAAAAGACCAAGACCACAGUCAAUACCAUUGUCUUCUGAGUCAUCUGUCCUGAUUAGAUCUGGUGCACCUAAAGUAUCUGUGGAUCUUUCCCAAGCUCAUGGAAUUCCUAGUGUCAUUAAUGGCCCAGAAAUCAUGGCCCUAAGAAGCAAUGUUACUGAUAGCAGUGACUCAGAUAUUGUUCAAAACCCCGUCCUGUGGCCUGCAUUACAUAAUGAGGAGAAAAACGAUAGUGGUUCUGCUCAAAGGAGGCUAGGUUCAGAGAACUGGAUGCCAAUGCCAAGACAUGAACCUGUCUUGACAGAUAUACUAUCAUUUGAAACUCCUCGAGGAAGCUCGAAAGGGGGGCUUUUCUUGAACCAGACUACAAGUGAGAUUAAUAGUUCAAGGAAUUGCUUUAAAGAUCAGGAAGGAGAGUUCAAUUUCCUACCAGGCUCAUGGUCAUUGAUGCCCUCAAAUUCUUACCUACCCAUGAAUGAUUCAAGCCUAAGAACAGCCGCACAAACUAGUGAAUCACCUUACCAUAAGCCUGGAAAUGCUACUUACAGUGGUUUUGGGUGUAACCCUGCUUCUCAAGCUCUUGGUGCGGAGAAACAUCCACCACAUUGGCUAGCUCAUCAUCUGUCACCUAAUUCUGAAACAGAAGCUGCGUCACAUCCAAGGUUUGUGAGACCUCAAUCUUUAACAGCAAUCCACCAAGAGUCUACCACAACCAAAGCAAGUGGCAACUGCAUGCUCUUUGGUUUCCAUUUGAACAGUACCCCAGCAGUCCCAGACCAAGCAUUAUCACACAUGAAUGCAAUCCAAGAGUCGGAGCCUGAUGUUCACCCAGAUGUUACCUUGGGCCAAUUGCAUCCCCCAGAAGCUGAAGCAUGUUCAUUGCAAUCUAAAGGAACAAAAUCAGUUGACUCUUCUCAUACGGGUAGCGAGCAGGAUUUGAAUCCAGCAAAGGAUGUUCACAGCAAGCAUUAUGGUGGUUCAGUGAGAAGUUGUACAAAGGUACACAAGCAGGGGAUCGCUCUUGGGAGGUCUGUGGACCUCACAAAGUUCAAUGGAUAUAGUGAGCUCCUAGCAGAGUUAGAUAAGAUGUUUGAAUUUGAGGGUGAAUUGAUGGCUCCCAAUAAGAAUUGGCUGGUUGUAUAUACAGACAAUGAGGGGGAUAUGAUGCUUGUUGGGGAUGAUCCCUGGCAGGAAUUUUGUGGGAUGGUUCGAAAGAUCUCCAUAUACACCAGGGAGGAGGUUCAGAAGAUGAAUGCAGGAACACUCAACCCGAGGGUUGAGAAUUUCCCUGUCAAAGAAGGGGAAACAGUUGAGAAAGAAAACAAUUGAGACCAAAACCAGGGCAGACAGUGUGUGGGCAUUUGUGGACAAAGCGAAAAACAUGUAUUGAUGGGUCAUCAUCAAUGGUUGGUUCUCUCUGCUGAAGAAAUCACUGACUCACCGGUAAGCCUCUGGUCUGCGCCCACUACCAUCUUCUCUCCGCCUUGUCUUGGUAUUGGUGGUGCUGUGCUUAUUUACUUGAUUUAUCAAAACCAACCAACCAACCAACCAACCACCCAUCUUAUAAAUAUUUCUUAUUUUUAUCUCCUUGUGCCCAUCCCUGGGUACCUGAUUUAUAUUAACACCACCCUCUUUUCUUCGAUUUCUAUUUGCUGACCCAGAGUCGUCGUCGUUGUUUGUACCUUGUGCUUUUACCCCCUGCUGUGAGUAUAGUAACAGCCCCUUUGAAAUGUAGCUGGCUUUUUUAUCUUCUUUUUGCGUUUUUAUUCAGCUGUCUAUGUUGAAGGUCAGGUUAAUUAAUGUGUGAGAUAUGCAGUAGCAGUAUAUAUAUAUACAUACACAGUAUAUAUAUAUAUAGCUUUGGCUCUCUGAUUGCUAGAAUGAUUGAUAAUAUUAUUAUCCUUGCUUCUCUCUUCUUCCA
Dioscorea cayenensis subsp. rotundata (Guinea yam) is the source of this 3739-nucleotide messenger RNA. Its product is annotated as auxin response factor 2A-like. Gene Ontology annotation, molecular function: DNA binding; protein binding. The record is from RefSeq and is a predicted model, not a curated record. Lineage: Eukaryota; Viridiplantae; Streptophyta; Magnoliopsida; Dioscoreales; Dioscoreaceae. Gene Ontology annotation, biological process: response to hormone; regulation of DNA-templated transcription. Gene Ontology annotation, cellular component: nucleus.